CCGUGGAACAACUAGAACUACGGGCGUGAGCACUCAGUUCCUCUCUGGUUAAACUAAAUUUGGCGUCAAACGCGGCUCGCUUCAGUUCGCUCGCUUCUUUCUUUCUCGCUCUUUUUCUCUUUCCUCGCGAGAACGUAACGCCAAUUUCCAUCGGCAUUUCUAUUCGUCUGCGUUCCGCUUGUCAUCUUUCGAAAUACCAUCCCUCCGUUCGUCCCAACAUCAGUGAUUUUAACGAAGAAAGGGACAUACAAUUUCGGCCAAUUAAACACGAGACACGAAUCACGGCAGCAGACGGUAUCGUCAGUCAACGAUCACGGUGACGACGACUGAUCUUUGUGUAGUCGAAACUCGAGCAACGCGCGAAACGAUUUCGAAACUUAAUAUUCUGAAACGUGUCAUCAUCGACAGCUGUUGGGGUUUUGGGAUACACCUCGUCAUCGCGAACGAUCAUGAACUCUUAUGCCAAAUGUCAAUCGGCGGUUGUUCAAAAACUUGGAUUUUGUUAGGGAAACGUGGUGGUGCUGUGCCCUGACAAGACGCUACUAUGCUUUUCUUGGGAAAAAGUGAAAGCUUUAAGGUGGCUCGUUACGCGUCGUGUGAAACGAAUUAACCUAUCAGAACUGGAUUACCCAUAAAAAUGUGGAGUUUAGUUCGGUGUCAUAAGAAAGUCCUCGAGGAGAUGCACAUUUUGAUGAAUCUGGAGCUGUCCUGAAUUAUUGAACGUCUUUUUUCGCGUGCACGAAAUAGCCUGAAUAUCAACGUCAAACAUGUUCGGUUGUCCUAGAGAAGCUGUGCGCGUCAAAGUAAAGAAAUGCGAGACCAGACAUCAGCCAGAGUAUCGGAAGUUCAGCGUGGACCCGCAGAUAACAUCCAUCGAAGUGCUUCAAAGUAUACUCAUCAAAGCGUUCGAUAUCAAAGGAGAAUUCACAGUUUCUUAUCGAGCAAUAGAUGACUAUGGAUCGGAAACAUACUUAUUCCUACUUUCUGACUGGGACUUGGAUGCAGCAUUUAUCAGCGCUUCUGAACCCUAUCUAUAUCUGCAAGUCAACUUAAAGCCAUUCGGAGAGACAGGCGACUGCGAAUGUUAUUGGGAACAAAAUGCACAGGAAGUGUCGACUCGACAAGAAACCGGGUUUCCAUACAAGACGCCCAAGUUACCGGGUCUAAUAAUGAACAAGAUGGAAAGAACACUGAACAUGGUUCAACGUGCUCUGGGUAAUUUGAGCGAAGAAUCUUCGCACCAGCAAUGUGCUCAACCACCACGACCCCCAUUGACAGACGCAGAGUUUCGACGAUUUUUGGAUCCCAUCGGACAAGUAAUACACCCUAAAGAAUUACGAGCCGUCAUAUACUUCGGUGGAAUUGAACCUAGCCUGCGAAAAGUGGUUUGGAAACACAUUCUAAACGUAUAUCCCGAAGGAAUGUCCGGUCGCGAGAGGAUGGAUUAUAUGAAGAAAAAGUCGCAAGAGUAUCAAAAUCUUCGAGAAAGAUGGAAAAUCUUGGUACAAAAGGGACAAAAUGUCGGAGAUUUGGCAUAUGUAACGAGUAUGGUACGGAAAGAUGUUCUAAGAACGGAUAGACAUCACAAGUUUUACGGAGGUUCUGACGAUAAUCAGAAUACGGCCAGUCUUUUUAAUAUCUUAACUACGUAUGCCUUAAAUCAUCCGAGUGUCAGUUACUGUCAAGGUAUGAGCGAUCUGGCUUCGCCUUUAUUGGUUACUAUGAGGGACGAAGCACAAGCAUACAUAUGCCUGUGCGCUCUUAUGAGGAGGUUGAAAGACAACUUUAUGCUUGAUGGAAUUGCUAUGACUACAAAAUUUGCACAUUUGGCUGAAGGUUUACAACAUUAUGACCCAGACUUCUAUGCUUAUUUAAAAUCCCAUCAAGCGGACGACCUAUUGUUCUGUUAUCGAUGGCUUUUAUUAGAAAUGAAACGUGAAUUUGCUUUGGACGACGCUCUGAGAAUGCUCGAAGUUUUAUGGGCUGCUUUGCCAGCGUCACCGCCAAACGGAGAACUUAAUCUGGCCGAAGUACCUUUUCCUCCACCUUCGCCACCGCCAAGCCCAAACGUAAAACAUAUUCGUGAGAACGCAUACACGAAAGUUUGUGCUAUCAGACGACAAAGCUCUUCCGCGAGUAUCGCCACUACUGGUAAAAGAAAGACUCUUAACGCGGAGGAUCCAUCUUUGCAAAGCUCUACAGAAACUAACGGUGACUCAAAAAGAUCGAGCUCUCCUUACGAGACGUUUUCUGAGCCAGAAAAUGAUUUGACGACAGCGAAAAAUCGAAGAAACACAGAAUCUACGGAAAAGUGCCUAAGUACAGAUUCUCUGUCUGGUAAAUCUAAACGCGUAAACUUGCUGGAAUUGAAAGAAAGACUGUCGUUACCUAGUAAAGAACAUCAACAAACAAAAAAUAAUGAAAAUGAUGGUGAAAAGAAAUGCGCCCGAGUAGUAAAGAAUUUGAACGAAUUUUUGAACUUCACGAGCCUCAACCGUAGCAAAAUAACACCAAGCGAUGCUGAACCAGAGUUGAGACGUGUUUCGAGCGAGAGCGGAGUAAUUAGAGUUUUAAGAGAUGAACCAAGUUCGCCGGAUGACCCGACAGAUUUUUUUCCAAUGACUACAUCAAUGACUAGAGAAUUAAGACUGGAACUAGAAUCACUCGAUCGACAAGUCUUCGGACCAUCACCGCCAAGUGAUCAACAAUGUGAUUGUGUUCUAUCUAAAAGAGAAAGCGAAUUAGCCGACAGCGAAACAGAUACAGAGUUAGCAAGGUGUAGUCCAGCUGCGGAUGUAUUUGUAUGGGAGAAUCCUCUGCACACGUUACAGCAAAAGAAUCAUCCAGCUACUCCAGAUGAGCAAGCAGAACUCGAGUAUGAUGGCGAAAUAUUAGAAGAUCAGAAUGGUGUUAAAUCUGUUACCCCAAUUAGAUUACUUAAACGGACUACAAGGUCCGAAUCUGCUUCGGACAGCGAGGAGGCAGAAAGUUGGCACCAAAAUGCAACAGUACAAGAAAGUCCAAUAAAACAAUCGGUACAAGAGCACUGUGAAGAAGCCACAGAGCUUACAAAUCUUAUUCCAGCAGGAACUUGCGAAGAUCAGUUGGGAGAAACUUCUCUACCUCCACCUCACGAAUUUGGUGGUGGUAAUCCGUUUCUUAUGUUCCUCUGUAUUACUCUGUUAUUGCAACACAGAGACUUUGUUAUGCGUAAUCAAAUGGAUUAUAACGAAAUGGCAAUGCAUUUCGAUAAAAUGGUUCGUCGACAUAACGUUAUUCGAGUGCUCAAUCAAGCGAGGCAACUAUUCGCUGGUUAUCUUAGAAGGCAUUCUUCAUCGUCAUUAGGUGCAAAGUCAGAUUCUGUUAAUGUGUAGCCUGAUAAUGCUUGAAUAUUCAUUGUACUUAUCGACACCUACCAUAUAACAUGAAAUACGAAAUGGACGAUUUUAAAAUAUAUUGUGUACCGUUCAAGACAAAUCACAAAAAAUAAGUUUAAAAUAUGUUUUUUAAAUCUAAAAGGUGAAUCAAAACACUUCUGUAAAUGAAGAAAGAUAUCAGGUAAAAUGCGUAUCAGUGAUAAGCUAGGCAAUAAGAAAUUUAAAUAAUCUCCUCGAGGUGCUCCUUUAAUCGUGCUUUCGUAAAAAAAUCAUUAAUUCUUCGUGUAUUCCUUUAAUCUUUCUAAGCAUAUUAAUUGCGAUACAUAUUAUGUAUAUUCGAUCCAAAUCUUAUUAUUGUUUGAUGAACAUAUGUCUCAAAGUAUGAUAAUUUUUAUAUUAUUUAUUUGCAUUUAUCUACAUUUACUGUCUAUUGAUGAGUUUCUUAUUAAUAAAAGUUUAUUUUCUUAGGACAAACUAAUUUUAGUUUGGAAGGGUUAACCUUCUUGGCGAUCAUGUAUAAUUAAAUACAAAUACACAUAUAAACCAAUGUCAUUAUCUGCCGUGUGAUAGCACCAGUUGAAAAUAAUUCUUAUAUUUCGCAUAAUUCAUGGAACUAAGUGAAGUAAACGUUUCUUCGAUACUUAAUGUACAAACAUUGCAACAGACUUUAAAACGUAAUCAUGUUGAAAAUGACACGACAUUAAACCCUCCGUCUGCAACUUUAUUUUUACUAACGUUGUCUGCAUACUGGUUCACUUAAAUUCAUCCACAUCCUUUUAGGUCUUUUGUGUUUUAAAAGAACCCCAAACAUUUUUUAAUACUCUUCCAGAUCUCUAGAAUAUUAUUUCAUAGUUUUCAUUGCUACAUCUUACCUUCAUUUCUUUAAGAGAAGCUACAUUUAAACGAAAAUAUAGGUAAGCUGAGAAAUUACCUAAUUAAUAGUUAUAACUACUAGUCGACAACGACCUGGUAUGCAGAUGAAAGGUUAAAUAUACUUUAUCUGCGACACUAUCCUUUGACACUAUGCACAGUAUCGAUUGCACUGCAUUAUCUUUCUCACUGUACCUCGAUUUAAAAUUAAGUGACUGGCUUAAAUUUGUAAAAUAUCUAUGAUUAAUUUAGUAGCUGUAUCUUACUUUGUUCUCGAACAAUGUGUUUGAGAAACGACAAUAAACUGCAUUUAAUUUUA
Bombus huntii is the source of this 4566-nucleotide messenger RNA. Its product is annotated as TBC1 domain family member 25. The transcript has 9 exons. Gene Ontology annotation, cellular component: autophagosome. Gene Ontology annotation, molecular function: GTPase activator activity. Gene Ontology annotation, biological process: activation of GTPase activity; regulation of autophagosome maturation. The coding region runs from base 768 to 3374 and encodes 868 amino acids. The record is from RefSeq and is a predicted model, not a curated record. NCBI's taxonomy places the organism in Eukaryota, Metazoa, Arthropoda, Insecta, Hymenoptera, Apidae.